UUUUUUUUGUAAUAGAAAAAUCUUAACUUUCACUUAAAUCAUCGUUGUCAGUAUAUGGCUAGAUGCAAUGCGUACCAAGAAUGAAGAAAGGUUGCCUCUGGUUGUUGAACCUGAGGCGAGAAUAUAUGGGACAAACCUAGAACCGAUCAACCUUCUGCAAGCACCCUUCGAUAUUUAUGAAGAUUGUCACAACUACAUUCCUAGUGAGGAAAGACUUUGUGAAAACUGCAAUGUGAUCGAAAGACUUCAUCCUGUGCCACAAGACAUCAUUGUUGAAUAUAACAACAAACUUCCGUCCAGUCACCAAAGAAAGAUAUCAUCUUGUGAAUAUUAUGUGUUUGGAGAAGAAAGACUUUGCAACAACUGUAAUUUGCGGGAAUAUGAACAUCAGCAUCCUUUCUCGACGUCUCCAAGAGGACAUAUGCGUACUAAUGCCUUUGGCGACAUAGAACUUGGAAAUCGCUCACAACGUAGACCAAAAUAUAUUCGUGUUGGAGACUUCACAGAUACUUCUAAAGUAUUACAUAUGAUGAAAACAGAUUGGGAAUUACAAGAAGUUCCUAAUCUCAUUGUAUCAAUAAUCGGUGGUGGUAAUUCUUUUCAAAUAAAUACAAAUUUGCAUGCAGAGCUAGAACAAGGAUUGAGAAAGAUUGCUACAAAAACACGCUCAUGGAUUAUAACUGGUGGCACGGAUGCAGGUGUUAUGAAAUUUGUUGGGACAGCUUUAAAAGAUGAAAGUGAUGAAAACGUCAGGCUUUUAGGUAUCUGCACUUGGGGAGUGAUAAGUGGUCGAGAAGUCUUGGUGAACAAAGGAGGUCGUGCUUCCUACCCCCCAGAAGGACACAAACUUGUAACAGAAGACAUUGCACUAGAAAAAAACCACACUCAUUUUAUACUUGUUGAUGGGGGAAAGGUUAGACAAUUUAGGCAGGAAUUGUUUUUUCGUUCUAUGUUGGAACAGAAAAUAAUGAAAUGGCAGAUUGACUCAGCUACCAAAGGAAAUGCAAAUGUAUAUGCUGGAGAUAGCCCAACGACCGGUGACAAGCACUUUGCACCCGCUAUUCAAAUUGUAAUUGGAGGAGGCCACAACACUAUUAAACAAGUCCUGUUAGCUUUAAAUUCACAUAAAGAUAAUCCAAGUAACCUGAUUAUGCCAGUCGUUGUUGUAAAGGAGAGCGGUAGAGCAGCAGACAUCUUAGCACAUGCAUACACACUGAACUUGAGUGAAUGGGAUACACAGACGGGAGCAGGUGCUAAAGAGGAUAAAACUUUAAAAACAUAUACACAAACGCUUAUGCCAGGAAUGUCUGAUUCGGAACAACGCAGGGUAAUUUCUGACACCAAAAUGUGCAUGCAUAUGAAGGAUUAUAUAACAAUAUAUGAUCCCAAUAAAGAUGGUGAUUUUGAUGAAGCUGUAUUGCUAGCGUUGAUGAAAGUUAAUAAUCACAAAGAAGAUAAGCAUUUAUUUUCCAUUCCUCAGCUAAAACUAGCAAUGUCUUGGAAUCGAGCCCACAUUGCUCAAAAAUACAUCUUUGCUGACAAUAUUAAAAUAAGUCAAAACCUAUUUGUUGAAGAUAUGAUGAUGGAUGCCUUGACUGAAGGCAAACAUGAGUUUGUAAAGCUCCUUGUUGAUAACUGUUUUAAUAUGGAAAUGUUCCUUACACCUGGAAUACUAUCAGAACUGUAUGAUAAGACCUUUCCGAAAUUAGAGACCAUUACAAAAAAGCUAUUUUAUCCCAAGGACUGGAAAAGCGAUGCUUGCGAUAAAGGAUUAGAACUAAAAGAUAUACAUUAUGGGUUGCGAAAGCUAUUAGAAAUGGAUGUUGUUCCGCAUUACGAAAAAAAUGGUGAGCUUGAGGUCUUUAAUGAAUUAUUUAUAUGGGCCGUGUGUUCCAACUUCCACGAAUUGGCUUUAUAUUUAUGGAGUCAGGAUGAUGAAUCAUUAGCAAAGGCACUUGUUGCAAGAAAGUUGUCUAUCUGUCUGGCUUCAAAGUAUAACCAAUACCAGAAAGAAGAGGUUGCCAAUUGUUUUAUAUCUAAUGCCGAAGAUUUUGGUCAACUAGCGCUUCAAUUGCUUGAAGAAUGUGCAUUGAAAGAUGAACUUAAGACGAUGAAACUUUUAAAGUAUCCGUUAAAACGAUGGGGGAAUCAAGAUUGUAUGAGCCUUGCAGCAGCUUCUCAACUAGAAGAAUUUAUUGCUCACUAUGCAUGUCAAAAGGUCUUGUCAGAAAGAUGGAGAGGUGGAAUUUCAUUUUUUAAAAGCAAUGAAACACUCCAAGUAUGGCUUGGAAUAAUCUUAUUUCCUUUGAUACUUUAUUAUGUUGAAAUCAAUGAAGCAAAAAGUCAAUACAAUGAUGGCAAUAAAAUGAUGGCAAUAAAAAGAUGGUGGCACAAAAGUAAACUUAAACUGUCGAAAUUUUAUGCUGCCCCUGUCACAAGAUUUUGGCUUAAUUUCAUCUGUUAUUUGAUUUUUUUGUUGCUAUUUUGUAACUUUGUAACAAAAAAAUUACAAGAUCGGCCAUCUACUGUGGAAUGGAUUGUGCUAGUGUUUUUGGUAUCUCUUGGAACUGAAGAAAUUCGCCAGGUGUGUCAAGUUCCUAAUUGUAUAAAUUAUAAGCAUAAAGUGAAGGUAUGGUGGUCAAUGCAUUGGAACAAGUCAGACUUAGUAGGAGUCGUCGUGUUCUUUUUGGCAUUUGCACUUCGUUUUGCCCCUUCUUUGACAUUAAAAAAAAUAGCACACAUUGUUUACGCAUUUGACAUCAUGGUUUGGAUUGUACGCCUGUUGGAUAUCUGUGCUAUCAGCAAAAUAUUGGGCCCAUAUGUUUUAAUGGUGCAAAAAAUGACUGUGGAUGUUAUGAAUUUCUUGAUAAUACUCUCCGUAUUCUUGUUAUCUUAUGGAAUUGCACGAUAUGCCAUUUUACUCCCUCAAGAUGAUUUUUCAUGGAGUUCAUUUCGACAUAUGAUCACAAUUCCAUACUUCGAAAUGUAUAGCGAAGUGUUCUUCGAGACUACCGCAAAGCAGAAUGAGACAUUAUUUGGUACACGCUACGGAGAGGACAGUUCUUAUUCGCAACCGAUCGUGCUCUUCAUCUUGGCUGUUUAUUUAAUUUUAACGAACAUUCUGCUGUUUAAUCUAUUGAUUGCGAUAUUCAAUAACACCUACAACACUGUUCAAACAAAUUCUGAGCGCAUUUGGAGAUUCCAGCGUUACUACCUUGUUGACGAGUAUUACGGGAAACCUGCUUUUCCAAUUCCAUUAAUCCUAAUCAAUCACUUUGAAAUGCUCAUUAUGUGGCUCAUAUCAAAAUGCAAAGAUAGAAAUAAAUCAAACACAUACAAAAAUGGGGGAAAAGAUGAAAGCGUCUAUGAACUAUUAAGACUGGAAACAAAGAGCAGGUUUUGCUGCCUAGAGAAAAGAGAGAAACGAAUUCUUAAAAAUCCAGACGAAAAACUUGAUUACAUCAGAACCAGGGUUGAAAAGGGAAAAGAACGUCUUAAAAAGACAGAAGAUGAACUUGUAGCAAUAAAGGAAACCUUGAUCCACAGCACAAAACUUAUAAAUAUAUGUUUAAAACGCAUUGAAAACAAGCCUUUAGCUGCAAAAAAAGUUGUAACGCGGUUAUCCUCAAAUCGAGAUAGAACAAACUCGAAUGCCAUGCUGACGAAACAAAUGCAAAAACUGCUAACCAAGGCAAUGGAUCAAACAGAUGGAGAACGCGUAAAUAAACCAAAUUCACCUUGUACGCCGUCUGCACCAAAAGAAGAAUCUUCUCACAAUAUUUUUACUCGACAAUCUCUAACUAGUUUGAAUGAAGAAGAAAGUAACGAGAGAUGUCAUGUUUUGUCAAGAUGCUCUCGUUAUCCAUGCUCUGAAAUUAAACGUGUCACUGUUGAUGAUCGUUUCGUUAGCUGGAAGGUACCACUUCUUGAUUAUGAACCACAAUGGUAUAUUGCACCUAACGUUUUGCCCGGUCUACCAGAGGUUGACGGAGAGUUUGACAAAGUUGAUCAUGCAGUUGGUUUGCCUUUAAAUCCUGUAGGGAGAACAGGUCUUACUGGGCGUGGCUUGCUUAGAAGCUAUGGUCCAAAUCACAUCACAGAAGCUAUAUUUACCAGGUUUAAAGAUUCAGUUGAUCCAGGAAAUGACAGACCACAAAUGGAGGUUUUAGUUAUUGAAAGAGACAUAGAAGAAUUUUAUCUUCCUUCGGAUAUGGUGACCGAAAGUAACAAACCUAUAGAUCAACUUCCGCGUAUACUACGGGAGUUGUUUAACUCAAGGACAUUGAGGGACCAUCAAGUUAGCGACAAAAGAAUUUUCAGUACUAUGGCAGCUCUGAAUGCUGUUAUUAGAAAUCGCAUCGAGGUAUUUCGUGGUUACUUGGACGACCAGAGAAACACUGACAAUGCUUGGAUAGAAACAUCCGUAUACAACUAUAUGAGUGAUGAUAGGGGCAAUUCUUUUACUGCUUUUUUUAUCCCUGAAGAAAAAGCUCAAAAGUUGCAUUUAAAAUGGGUAGAUAUGAACGAGAACACUCCUCUGAUGAACGAUCGAAUUGCGUACUUAGAAUUUGUCGCAAAAAUACAUGGUGCAGAUUUCAGUGAAAACGACGAUUACUGUUUUCCGUAAAUGCGAUUAGUGAUGGGCAUAGGUGUCUUAGUGAUCAAUUUGGACAUUAAUUGUUGUUUUUGUUGCAUAUAUAACUUUGUCACAUUUAAAGAAAAAACCUGUUAAGGAUCGACGUGAAAUGGCCAUGUUUUAUAAAAGGUACUAAUAGAAUUAAAGGAUUCAGAAUUUUAUUUUUUUAUUUUAUUUCUUCUGUUCUGUAAAGUAUGUUAAUAACAUAACACACAUGAACUUGCUCUUAAAAAUGCUGGACUAGACAUUAAUAUUCAAUAAAUAUUUAUUUAAUUCUAGACAUAAUAUUUUUACAAACUGCUGAUUUUGAUUAUUUCUUACAAUGGCGGAACGACAUCAAUUAGCUAGUAAUUUGCAUUCGCUAGGCUGCAAAGGUAUUUACUUUUAUGGCAGUGUAGGUCGAGUAACUAGCAUUAAAAACGCACUGGAUGCACUGUCAACACAGUCAGCAUUAUGGAACAAUCCGCUCACCCAGGGUUGGUGACGUGGGCUAAAUUUAUUACUCUUUAAAUUUUUAUAUAUAAACAAAUAACCUAUAAUUUGAAGUUUGAAGUGUGAUGUGAUCAUUGACAAAUGCAGAGUGGGAGUUAUAUACAUAGAAACUGUCUUUUUAAUGGAUUGUGGUUAAAAGCUCUGAAAAACUAUAAUAUAUGUCCUGAAUUGUACAUUAAAAGGAAUGGGUUAAUUAAUUAAUAAUUUUUUUAAUUAAUAUUGAGCUGUACCGUACCGUUUUUAGAAGUUUGCAUUGGGGUGGUGUUGGUAUAGAAAAUCAUAAUUUUAUAUAUUAUCCAAUAUUCUAACUAUUGCUAGGUUAUUUGUGUACGGCGUUUAAAUACAACUUCUUUGUAGUUAUUAUAAAGUUGUUAUUAUGUUACCUUAAAUUGUAAUACUGUACCCAACAUUUUACCAUCUCUAUAAUAUUACCCUUCGUCUGUUCGUCUGGCUCUGCGCAAAAUGGUACCGCAAGUACAGGAACAUCCGAAAUGCGGUAAAUAAAGACGGGCGACCCCGUGGACUUAUCCACGGUCCACUGACUAUUCUUUAUUAUAAUACUCGUUGUCUGACUGUGAACCAAUCCAAAAACCGGGUAAUUUUGUAGGAGCAUCAAAGACGCCAACAUGUCAAUAUUUUAAUAUUUUGUUACUUUUGUGAGAACAUUAAAACCACAAGCAGCAAUAUUAACUUAGUUUCAGAGCAAUGAUCAGAACAAUCUGAAACAAUAAGAACUUAAGCCACUAAAGAAGCUGAUACUCAGUAAACACAAAGACGUCUUAAAGACGUCUUUUCUCGUCUCCAGCUCGUUCGGACGUCCUUCGACCAGAAAAAGACGUGUUAAAGACGUCUUUAUUUGGUCUUCGUUAGACCAGUCAAAUCUCGUUCGAAAGAAACGUCUUAAAGACGUCUUUGUUUGGUCUCCGUAAGACCAGUUAACACAGUUAGCACAGAUAGUAGUUUACAUUAUUAAAUCAUAGUCUUUAAAGAAUUAGUUAUAAUGACAAAAUAAAUAAAUAGGUGUAUUAUAAGAAAUUUUUGUACUUCUUUAUGUUUUGGGUUACUUGGAAUGUGUAUAAUAUUUCUGCUGACAUCUCUACAUUCAUACCCCCGUACCGUGAAAGUUCGCGCCUUUUUCAAAAUAUCCUUUCGGCGGAUUUUUUUCAAGAUUUUCCGAAACACCU
Hydractinia symbiolongicarpus is the source of this 6312-nucleotide messenger RNA. RefSeq names its product transient receptor potential cation channel subfamily M member 1-like. The record is from RefSeq and is a predicted model, not a curated record. Gene Ontology annotation, biological process: monoatomic cation transmembrane transport. Gene Ontology annotation, cellular component: membrane. Lineage: Eukaryota; Metazoa; Cnidaria; Hydrozoa; Anthoathecata; Hydractiniidae. The coding region runs from base 68 to 4627 and encodes 1519 amino acids. The transcript has 33 exons. Gene Ontology annotation, molecular function: monoatomic cation channel activity.